AUGACUAAGCACAUCGAGCGUCGACUCCUCGAGCCCGCAGGCGCCUCGGACCUGUUCACGGCAACGCAAGACAUGCAGGAGUCGAUUGGAACCGAAAGCACAGCUCUUGAAGACGGCUACUUGUACCUCUUGUUGGAACAACGGCGGCUGGACAAAGCCAUAGGACACUACAGAGCUUUCCGGACUGCGAAGUUGCUGCACGAUGACCACCAUACAUUGGGAACGUUCCUCUUCAUCAGCCGUCUCGCCAACUCAUACCCCGCAUUCAGCGCUCCUUGUCCCAGCCUAUGUAGCAUUCCUUCGGCUUUCCUACCGUCUUAUUCCCGACGUUGGUGGCCCACGGUUAGCGACCUCAAUGGCGCCGCUGUUGGAAUCUGCAAGCUGCAGCAAGUCUACGACGUUCCGGUGACUACGAUGGCGUCCAUGCAUUCUCGACUACUUCCAGCCGCUUUGCCCGAAGACUUCGCAGACGUUGCCAGGGGUUGCUUUACGGUUGGAGAGUUUGGGAACACUUCCGCCUGGAGCCAAGCAGCGCUUGCUGUGACGUCGCCCCUCACUGGCCGCACUUUCCGCAAGCUUAAGCUCGGCCUCGGAACACUGCGGACAAACGACGAGCUCUGGCGGAGGUUGAGUCAGCGGGCGAAACGUAUGUCGCUGCACCCCUACCCUUCGUCGCCGCAGUCAGAUGUCAGGGAGUACAAGUCCGUCUGCGUUAAACAGGCAGCCAUGAGACCAUCUGGCAGCAGACUUGUUUGCAAGAUGUCUACGAACUUCGGAGACCCGCGCUUGAUUCUUCAGCCGCUCAAGUUAGAGGUGCUGUCGCUGAAGCCACGAGUGGUGCUCAUCAGCGAUUUCCUCUCCCCAUCGGAAGUGAACUACAUCCGAUCAGCAGCGCAGAAGGGAUUCAAGCGUGCAGGCGUCUACUCCCCGACAAACACUGCAGGGAUGCCAAGCUGGAAACGAAUCGGCAAGGUAUCCUGGCUUUGGGAUUACGAGCACGGCCCACUACAGCGUCUGACCCGCCGCAUAGCUGCUGCAACGGGUCUCUCGAUGGAAGCGGCGGAGGCAUACCAGGUAGCGAACUACGGCGUCGGUGGACACUACACGCCUCACCUGGACGCGCACGGCUUCGGCGAGGUUGCUGACAGCGUGGACACCGCAGACGGCAACAGACUCGCCACCACGCUGAUGUACCUGACCGACGUGGCCGCAGGGGGCGCCACUGCGUUUGUAAAGCUGGGAAUUGCGGUGAAGCCUCGCGUCGGUGACGCCCUCUUCUGGUACGACCUAGAGCCGUACGACGGGGACGAUGCUCCGCAGCAGUUCUCUUUCUGGCAUCAGAAGAGGAGAACAGAGGACCUCUCGCUGCACGUCGGCUGCCCCGUCCUGUGGGGCUCCAAGUGGAUCGCGACGAAAUGGAUUCGUGAGCGGACCAACGCCAUCGUGCGUUACGACGCGCCCGGCUGA
This is a messenger RNA of Dermacentor silvarum, 1467 nucleotides long. RefSeq names its product prolyl 4-hydroxylase subunit alpha-1-like. Gene Ontology annotation, molecular function: procollagen-proline 4-dioxygenase activity; iron ion binding; L-ascorbic acid binding. The transcript is spliced from 3 exons. Gene Ontology annotation, cellular component: endoplasmic reticulum. The record is from RefSeq and is a predicted model, not a curated record. Lineage: Eukaryota; Metazoa; Arthropoda; Arachnida; Ixodida; Ixodidae. Bases 1 to 1467 code for a protein of 488 amino acids. Gene Ontology annotation, biological process: peptidyl-proline hydroxylation to 4-hydroxy-L-proline.